AUGGUGGCCUCCUCCAUGGCCGGGCCCUCUGCUUCCCACACACCCCAUUCAGUUAACCGCCCGUCCCGGUCCCCUUGUCCCAGCUUAACCACCUCUCUGGCCACGCUUGUACUUCUAUCAGUUAUCCCAGCAGAUGGCCCGUAUUUAUGGGGAGCAACGAUUGUGCAACAAGGGCAAGAGAAAGCAAAAUGCAGCAAAGAGGAGCCUGAGGAGAUGCCCCCUCCGGAGCGGUGUGACAGUGAGCUCACAAUUGUGCAACAAGGGCAAGAGAAAGCAAAAUGCAGCAAAGAGGAGCCUGAGGAGAUGCCCCCUCCGGAGCGGUGUGACAGGUCAGAUGAUAAAAAGAAGCCCCAUGCCACCAUUGCUGAGAUCAAGAACCUCUUCACCAAGACCCAUCCACAGUGGUACCCUGCCCACCAGUCCCUCCGCCUGGACCCCAAGGGCAAGUCCCUGAAGGAUGAGGAUGUCCUGCAGAAGCUGCCCGUGGGCACCACGGCCACACUCUACUUCCGGGACCUGGGGGCCCAGAUCAGCUGGGUGACAGUCUUCCUGACCGAGUACGCAGGGCCCCUUUUCAUCUACCUGCUCUUCUACUUCUGGGUGCCCUUCAUCUACGGCCACAAAUAUGACUUCACAUCCAGCUGGCACACGGUGGUGCACCUCACCUGCAUCUGCCACUCAUUCCACUACAUCAAGCGUCUGCUGGAGCCACUUGUGCACCGCUUCUCUCAUGGCACCAUGCCCCUGCGCAACGUCUUCAAGACCUGCACCUACUACUGGGGCUUCGCCACAUGGAUGGCCUAUCACAUUAAUCACCCUCUCUACACGCCCCCCACAUACGGAGCUCAGCAGUUCAACCUGGCACUCGCCAUCUUUGUGAUCUGCCAGCUUGGCAACUUUUCCAUCCACAUGGCCCUGCGGGACCUGCGGCCAGCUGGGUCCAAGCCCAGGAAGAUCCCAUACCCCACCAAGAACCCCUUCACCUGGCUUUUCCUGCUGGUGUCCUGCCCCAACUACACCUAUGAGGUGGGGUCCUGGAUUGGCUUUGCCAUCAUGACACAGUGUCUCCCAGUGGCCCUCUUCUCCCUGGUGGGCUUCACUCAGAUGACCAUCUGGGCCAAGGGCAAGCACCGCAGCUACCUGAAGGAGUUCCGAGACUACCCGCCUCUGCGCAUGCCCAUCAUCCCCUUCCUGCUCUGAGCCGCCCCCCUCCCAGGCUCUGCCAGG
This is a messenger RNA of Suricata suricatta (meerkat), 1227 nucleotides long. RefSeq names its product very-long-chain enoyl-CoA reductase-like. Gene Ontology annotation, molecular function: oxidoreductase activity, acting on the CH-CH group of donors. Lineage: Eukaryota; Metazoa; Chordata; Mammalia; Carnivora; Herpestidae. Gene Ontology annotation, biological process: very long-chain fatty acid biosynthetic process. The record is from RefSeq and is a predicted model, not a curated record.